Galendromus occidentalis (western predatory mite) is the source of this 1958-nucleotide messenger RNA. It is a transcript of the gene Dus3, whose product is annotated as Dihydrouridine synthase 3. The coding region runs from base 270 to 1958 and encodes 562 amino acids. Gene Ontology annotation, biological process: tRNA processing. Gene Ontology annotation, molecular function: metal ion binding; tRNA dihydrouridine synthase activity; flavin adenine dinucleotide binding. The transcript is spliced from 9 exons. The record is from RefSeq and is a predicted model, not a curated record. NCBI's taxonomy places the organism in Eukaryota, Metazoa, Arthropoda, Arachnida, Mesostigmata, Phytoseiidae.
AGCUCUGAAGCAUUUGUUGACUGAGAAAGCUCAUCCGGUGAGAAAAACUUCGACUCUGCAUCCGCUCAGCAGACGUAGUGCCAUGGAAUCCACCGAGGAAGUGCCCUCAACGAAGGGUGUCGCACCUAUAAAACAAGAGUAUUCUGACUUACGUUUUCCGUGUUAUCAUGUUCCCGACUCAAAACUAUCCCUGAAAUAUUCCUCGUUCGAGUUCCGUUCCAUUGAGGGGCACCAGGGGAACCUCGGUAGACGGUAGAUUCCGGAGCGAGAUGCGCGGAAUAGCCAGGGGAGAGAGACGGAGUUUAUUCACGGAAUCCUAUUCCUUCAGAUACGUAGUUCCGGAAAAACAGCGUGAAUUGGAUCUCAACUUCGUAUCCGUCGCAGUCAAGGAUAAGCUCGCCGACGACGAUGGCAACAGACCGCGGAAAAAGAUCAAGGGUCAGAAUAAGUCUCGACCUCAUCACCAGAGCGCCGAAAACGCUUCGAAACUCUGUUUCAAAUUCAUUGCUGGCUCGUGUCCGCACGAAAACUGCAAGUACAGCCACGAUACGCAGAAAUAUCUGGAAACGAAGGAGGCGGACAUCGGGGAUCGCUGUUAUUUGUUCGAAAAAUACGGAAGAUGUCGAUACGCGAUGACGUGCAGAUUCAGCGAGAGUCAUUUGAAAGAUGGUGUCAAUCAGACGAACGAUGAAACCUACAAAGGGAUCGAGUCAGAGGACGAGAAAAACACUCUAUCGAGGGAGCUACAGAUAAAGCUUCGCAAACGGGACUGUGCUUUCGAGAAGACGAAAGACCCCCUCAAGAAGAUUGCGUCGAAAGACUUUCUGAGAUACAAGGACGAUACCGCUGAGGACAGUGAGAGGAUCAAACUGCGCUUGGAGGAGAGAAAGGCCGUGGAUUUCAGGGGAAAAUUGUACUUGGCACCUUUGACUACAGUCGGUAAUCUACCGUUUCGGAGAAUCUGCAAGGAAAUGGGAGCAGAUAUCACCUGCGGUGAAAUGGCGAUGGCGACUAAUCUCUUGCAAGGACAAACGUCAGAAUGGGCUCUACUGAGGAGGCACUCCUCGGAGGAUAUUUUUGGAAUUCAACUCUGCGGUGGCUAUGCAGACGUUCUUUCUCGCUGCGCUCAACUUCUAGAAGAACAAUGCUCCGUGGAUUUCAUUGAUCUGAACAUGGGUUGCCCCAUAGAUUUCAUCUAUAAAAAAGGUUCCGGCUCCGGUCUGAUGACCCGUUCAACCAGGGUCAAUGAGAUCGUCUAUGCGAUGACCGAGACGUCCACCAUUCCGCUCACCAUGAAAAUGCGCGCUGGCGUACAGGAAAACAAAAAUAUUGCUCACAGGAUAAUACAAGACCUGAAGCCUUGGAUGAACAGGAUUUCCCUAUUCACGGUUCAUGGACGAUCUCGGGAACAGCGGUACACAAAAUUGGCGAAUUGGGAUUACAUAGGCGAAUGCGUAAAGCAAUCCCACCCCGAGAUUGCAAUAUUCGGUAGCGGGGACGUUCUCAGUUUCGAAGAUUACGAACGAUCGGUCAACGAUUACGGUGUCGACGGCGUCCUUUUAGCCAGAGGAGCCUUGAUCAAACCCUGGCUUUUCACGGAAAUCAAAGAGCGGCGGCAUUGGGAUAUCUCGUCGAACGAGCGACUGGACAUUCUGAAAAAGUUCUCCAACUACGGUUUGGAUCAUUGGGGCAGCGACACUGAGGGAGUCGAGCGCACUAGGAGAUUCCUAUUGGAAUGGCUGUCGUUUCUGUACAGAUACAUUCCCGUUGGAUUGCUGGAAAGGCUGCCCCAACGAAUCAACGAUAGACCGCCGCUGUAUCGCGGUCGGGACGACUUGGAAACACUGAUGGCUUCGCCUUCUUGCCGGGACUGGAUCAGGAUAUCCGAAAUGCUUCUAGGGCCAGUCCGUGACGACUUCGAUUUCCUUCCAAAGCAUAAAGCAAACGCGUACAAUUGA